Molecule: messenger RNA, 1469 nt
Organism: Tripterygium wilfordii
Lineage: Eukaryota; Viridiplantae; Streptophyta; Magnoliopsida; Celastrales; Celastraceae
Product: cyanidin 3-O-galactoside 2''-O-xylosyltransferase FGGT1-like
Exons: 2
Coding region: 79-1449 (456 amino acids)
Molecular function (GO): UDP-glycosyltransferase activity
Source: RefSeq, a predicted model, not a curated record
AUUGCCCGCCCAACUGCAACCAUCCGUUGUUGCUAAGUUUACCAAAGUGAAGCAAUUUAUAAAUUCUCAGGACAAGUUAUGGCUGACGCUACUCUUCACAUAGCAAUGUACCCUUGGUUGGCACUAGGACACCUGACCCCAUUCCUCCACCUUGCUAAUAAACUAGCCAAGAAAGGUCACAGAAUCUCCUUCUUCAUCCCCAUCAAAACCCAGCACAAGUUGGAGCAUUUCAAUCUCCAUCCUGAUCUCAUUACAUUCGUCCCAAUUUCUGUUCCCCAUGUUGAUGGCCUCCCUCCAGGUGCAGAGACCACUUCAGAUGUUACUUACACUUUAGUCCCGCUCAUCAUGACCGCCAUGGAUCAUACCGAGGGUGACAUAGAACUUCUUUUCCAAGACCUUAAACCAGAUGUUGUCUUGUUUGAUGUUGCCCACUGGAUGCCAAUGUUAGCACGCCGUCUAGGCAUCAAGUCCGUUCGCUACGACAUCACCUGUUCUGUUAUGACAAGUUAUGUCUCAUCUCUGGCAAGGUUUAGGGAGAACAAGUACACUGAAGCUGACCUUAUGGAGCCUCCCUCAGGCUUCCCAUCCUCAUCCAUUAAGCUUAGCAACCGCGAGGCACGGUCUUUUGCUAAGGUGAGCGUCAUGGAGUUUGGAAGUAGAAUACGGUUUGUUGACCGCCAGUACAAGUGCUUGAGCGAAUGUGAUGCACUAGGAUUCAAGACAUGCAAAGAAAUAGAAGGACCCUUUGCUGAGUAUCUUGGAAGCCAAUUUGGGAAACCUGUGAUGCUCUCAGGACCAAUUAUACCCGAGCAAACGACAUCUACAUUAGAUGAAAAGUGGGAGAAGUGGCUUGGAGGAUUUAAACCAAACUCUAUAAUAUACUGUGCAUUGGGAAGUGAAUGCAAUUUACAGAAGGACCAGUUCCAGGAAUUGGUACUGGGUCUGGAGCUUACUGGCAUGCCAUUCUUGGCAGCUCUUAAGCCACCUCCAGGACUGGAGUCCGUUGAGUCGGCAUUGCCCGAAGGCUUUGAAGAGAGGAUUCAAGGAAGAGGGGUUGUUUAUGGUGGCUGGAUUCAACAACAACUGAUCCUGGAACACCCUUCAAUUGGGUGCUUCAUAACCCAUUGUGGAACAGGCUCUUUAUCAGAGGCCUUGAUCAACAAAUGCCAGAUAGUACUGCUGCCACAAAUUUGGGACCAGAUCAUUAAUGCAAGACUGAUGGGCAUAGUCUUGAAGGUUGGCGUCGAGGUGGAUAGAGGAGAAGAAGAUGGAUUCUUCACAAUGGAAAGUGUCUACAAGGCAGUGAGGGCUGUGAUGGAUAAAGACAGCGAGAUUGCAACAGUGGUUCGAGCUAACCAUGCCAAAUUCAGAGAGUUAUUGCUUAACAAGGAUUUCGAGCCAUCUUAUAUUAAUGACUUCAUUGAGAUGCUUGUAGCUCUUCUCAAGUAAAUCCUUUACGUAUAGACUCU